CACCAUCAAGCGCCCACUCAACCCACUCAUCUACCACCAUCCUUGGACCUACCUUCACCCACUCCAAAGAUGGCGACCAUGGCUCUCUCCUCUCCUACCUUCGCCGGCCGGGCUGUCAACGUCGCCCCCUCCUCCUCCGAGCUUCUUGGCGAUGGCCGUGUGACCAUGAGAAAGGGUGCCACCAAGCCCAAGCCCGUCUCCUCUGGUAGCCCCUGGUAUGGUCCAGACCGUGUUAAGUACCUCGGCCCCCUUUCUGGGGAAGCUCCUUCCUACCUCACCGGUGAAUUCCCCGGUGACUAUGGCUGGGACACCGCUGGUCUCUCUGCUGACCCAGAGACCUUUGCCAAGAACAGGGAGCUCGAAGUGAUCCAUGCAAGGUGGGCCAUGUUGGGGGCACUUGGGUGCGUCUUCCCCGAGUUGCUUGCUAGGAACGGAGUCAAGUUCGGCGAGGCUGUCUGGUUCAAAGCCGGUGCUCAGAUCUUCAGCGAGGGAGGACUUGACUACUUGGGCAACCCAAGCUUGAUCCAUGCUCAGAGCAUCCUGGCCAUCUGGGCUACACAGGUCAUUCUCAUGGGUGCUGUUGAAGGGUACCGCAUUGCUGGUGGACCACUCGGUGAGGUGACCGACCCACUGUACCCAGGUGGUAGCUUUGACCCACUGGGUUUGGCAGAUGACCCCGAAGCUUUCGCAGAGUUGAAGGUGAAGGAAAUCAAGAAUGGCAGACUUGCCAUGUUCUCCAUGUUCGGGUUCUUUGUUCAGGCCAUUGUGACCGGCAAGGGUCCAUUGGAGAAUCUGGCAGAUCACUUGGCCGACCCAGUCAACAACAACGCCUGGGCCUAUGCCACCAACUUUGUUCCCGGCAAGUGAAGUAGUGCUUGACACUACAGAUUGUAAAUGUGAAGGACUGUGUGAUCUUUUUGAUGUAUAAAAAAGUACUUUUCUGUCCAAAAGAACACAAUAUUUUUUUCACUUGGGCAAUCGGUGUAUUACAUCCAAUUAAUCUAGUGUUUCAAUUUCCAUAUAAAAUGGACACGUUAAGUGCCAUUUCUAUCA
Molecule: messenger RNA, 1053 nt
Organism: Nymphaea colorata (pocket water lily)
Lineage: Eukaryota; Viridiplantae; Streptophyta; Magnoliopsida; Nymphaeales; Nymphaeaceae
Product: chlorophyll a-b binding protein of LHCII type 1-like
Exons: 1
Coding region: 70-867 (265 amino acids)
Biological process (GO): photosynthesis, light harvesting in photosystem I; response to light stimulus
Cellular component (GO): chloroplast thylakoid membrane; chloroplast envelope; plastoglobule
Source: RefSeq, a predicted model, not a curated record